CACUAAUCACAAUCGGAGACGAUAAAAUGAAAUGGAAACCGAGGGGAAUGCGGUUUCGCAAAGCUCCCUCCUUGCGAGUAAAUGCAGCCCGUGGGAGGCUUUAAACGCCAAACCGUCAUCCCCGUUCUCAUUUACUCCUCUCUCACCUUUCCAUCUCCUUUCUCAGCAGUGAGUUUUGGCCGGAAAAAGCUGUUAUUUUGGGGCGACGGCGACGGAGCUGUAAAAGGAUGGGGGGUUGUUGCAGCAGAGACGAUGUGGCCAAAGAGGGGCUCGGGAGCAAAGGCGAGGAGGAAGACGAUGAUGAGUUCUAUGAUGGAGGAGGCGUGGAGGCCGACGCACGUGUAAAGGAGGAUGGCAAACGUGUGAGAUUAGAGGGUUCUUGUGGAUUCGCUUCCAUGUACACGCAGCAGGGAUUGAAGGGGGUGAAUCAGGACGCAAUGGUGCUUUGGGAGGAUUUUGGCGGCAAAAAAGGCUCCGUUUUCUGCGGAGUUUUCGACGGCCACGGCCCAUUUGGCCACAAGGUUGCGGGUCAUGUUCGCGAUAAUUUGCCAUCGAAGUUGUCUUCUCAUUUAGAAGCUUUGGCUUCUACUGAAAACCCUGAGGCUGAUAGUGAUCAUAGCUUCUAUAAAGACAAAUCAGUUGAAUUCAAUGGCACGACUGAGUCUUAUGAAACUAAUAAGAAUGAACAUGGCAAAUGGUUGUCUUCUUGGAAGCACAUUUUCACCAACACCUUCGAGGAAUUGGACUAUGAGCUUAGCGUGAACACCGGCAUUGAUUGCAUUUGCAGUGGAACGACUGCAGUCUCGGUUGUAAAGCUUAGGGAGAAUUUGUUAGUUGCCAACUUAGGCGAUUCACGAGCAAUUUUAGGCAGGAGGGAUGAGAAGAACAAGCUUGUUCCAGUUCAACUGACUGUGGAUCUGAAACCAAAUCUUCCAAAUGAAGCUGAGAGGAUUAAUAGUUGUAAAGGAAGAGUUUUUGCUCUUAAAGAAGAGCCUGAUGUGCAUCGGAUAUGGCUGCCUGAUGAUGACUGCCCUGGACUUGCCAUGGCGAGAGCUUUCGGUGACUUCUGUCUUAAGGACUAUGGCCUCAUAUCUACCCCUGAACUCUCUUCCUGGAAACUCACAGAGAAGGAUGAGUUUGUUGUUCUUGCAACUGAUGGGUUAUGGGAUGUGCUAUCGAACAAGCAGGUGGUUAAAACAGUAUCUUGUUCCAAAAACCGCGCCGACGCCGCCAAGCUCUUGGUGCAUCGUGCCGUCAGGACAUGGAGAACGAGGUAUCCGACAUCUAAAGUCGAUGAUUGCGCGGUCAUUUGUCUGUUUCUCAAGCACCCAUGUCUCUCCCCUCAUUCCUCAUUUAACCGUGGAAGCCGCACUGCAAAAUCUCGGGAACUGUCUUCCGCUGAAAGCUUCAAAACUGCAAGAAGCAGCGAGGAGACGCCGGAGGCGGCGAAGGCUUUCGUUGGUGCAAACAGAGAGGAUUGGACUGCUCUUGAAGGUAUCAGCAGGGUGAAUUCCCUGGUGAGGAUACCAAGGUUUGCUAGUGUUCUCAGCUGGCGCCGGAGUGCGAUGAAGAUCGAAGAACAAAAUUUGGGAGAAGGAAAGAAAUUGGACGAGCAUUGCUGAUGAUUUUUAAGUUUGAUUCAGAAUAAAAAUUGAAUUUUGAGUUCAGACUUUGAAGUAAAGUGCAAGGGGUGAAAAGCAAUGGGGUGAGGAAACAUGGAAUAUUUACAGAUUUCAUGAUUUUUGCAUCACUUUUAUGCCGGGCUUGUCUUAUUCAAUACCUAAUGUAACAAUUGAUUGUCUUCAGUAUUAUGAAUAAUCGUGACAUAUUGCUGGCUGUAUUUAUUGUACGAUCAUAAGGACUGGUUAUAUGCGAU
Messenger RNA from Phalaenopsis equestris, 1876 nucleotides. RefSeq names its product probable protein phosphatase 2C 73. The coding region runs from base 228 to 1622 and encodes 464 amino acids. NCBI's taxonomy places the organism in Eukaryota, Viridiplantae, Streptophyta, Magnoliopsida, Asparagales, Orchidaceae. Gene Ontology annotation, biological process: protein dephosphorylation. The transcript has 5 exons. Gene Ontology annotation, molecular function: protein serine/threonine phosphatase activity. The record is from RefSeq and is a predicted model, not a curated record.